This is a messenger RNA of Thamnophis sirtalis, 2010 nucleotides long. Lineage: Eukaryota; Metazoa; Chordata; Lepidosauria; Squamata; Natricidae. The record is from RefSeq and is a predicted model, not a curated record.
CCCGCCUCCUUUUCUCACGCGCCGCCCAACGGCUGCCUACGGUCCCGCGCUUUAUUUCUCCUCCCAUUUCGUUUUUCUCGACCUUCUCGAAUGCGUUCUUGAGCCGAUUCAUUUUCACGCGGAAGCAACUUUUGUCUGUCUCUCCUCUUAUUCUCAUACCCACGCCUUAUUUCCCUCCCCCCCCAUCUCUUUCUUGCGCGCCCGCGCUGCUUCAGUCUCGCGCCCGUUCUCUGGCGCCGCAUUGGGAUGUUGGCGGCCGCCGCCGCAACGGGCAGUAGUUCCUGGUUCGCUCAAGAAGAAGCGGCGGCAGGGAAGUGCUUCCCCCACCAGUGAAAAGGGCGCGGAAGAAGACAGUGAUUUCAUCUGCUUCCCCCGUCUUCUUUUGCGGAGCGUGCUGAGGGAACGAGGUGGCUUCUGCUCCUCCUUCGCUGCGCGUUAGGCGGAGAAAAAACGAGGAGCCCGGGGACCAACAUGGCGGAACACUCAGCCCCCGACCAGAAGCACAAGUCCGGUGCUGCUGUCUCGUCGUCAUCUUCAAAUUCCCAAGCGCUGGCCAACAGUCGAAGUGGUUCACUGGGGGUUACCGGCGCCUCAGUUGGAGGAAGUGGCCUGUCGGGGGGCCUGUCGCAACCGGCAGGCUGGCAGUCGCUGCUUUCCUUCACGAUCCUUUUCCUGGCCUGGCUGGCUGGUUUCAGUUCCAGGCUCUUCGCAGUCAUCCGUUUCGAGAGUAUCAUACACGAGUUCGAUCCCUGGUUUAACUACAGAUCAACACAUCAUCUUGCAUCACAUGGAUUUUAUGAAUUCUUAAAUUGGUUUGAUGAAAGAGCAUGGUAUCCACUAGGAAGAAUAGUUGGUGGAACUGUGUACCCAGGACUGAUGGUGACAGCUGGCCUUAUACAUUGGAUUUUGAAUAUGCUGAAUAUAACUGUCCACAUAAGAGAUGUAUGUGUGUUCCUUGCACCAGUUUUUAGUGGCCUUACAUCAAUUUCUACUUUCCUGCUUACCAGAGAAUUGUGGAACCAGGGUGCAGGGCUUCUAGCUGCCUGUUUCAUUGCUAUUGUACCAGGUUACAUAUCACGAUCAGUUGCAGGAUCUUUUGACAAUGAAGGGAUAGCUAUAUUUGCACUGCAGUUCACAUAUUAUUUGUGGGUGAAGUCAGUGAAAACUGGAUCUGUUUUCUGGACCAUUUGCUGUUGUUUAUCCUACUUCUACAUGCAUAUAGCACUUUCUACAUUGUUGGAUUAAUAUUAUCCAUGCAGAUACCUUUUGUUGGAUUUCAGCCAAUUAGGACAAGUGAGCACAUGGCAGCUGCAGGUGUAUUUGCUCUUCUGCAAGCCUAUGCUUUCCUGCAGUAUAUGAGAGACAGACUAACAAAGCAAGAAUUUCAGACAUUAUUCUUCUUAGGUAUAUCUUUGGCUGCUGGAAUUGUAUUCCUGAGCGUUAUCUACUUAACAUAUACAGGUUACAUUGCACCAUGGAGUGGCAGAUUCUAUUCAUUGUGGGAUACUGGGUAUGCAAAAGUUCACAUCCCGAUCAUUGCCUCAGUGUCUGAGCAUCAGCCUACAACUUGGGUUUCCUUCUUUUUUGAUCUACAUAUUCUCGUCUGUACUUUCCCAGCAGGCCUGUGGUUCUGCAUUAAAAAUAUCAAUGAUGAAAGAGUCUUUGUGGCUUUGUAUGCAAUCAGUGCUGUUUAUUUUGCUGGAGUGAUGGUUCGCCUNCUGAACUGUCUUAUGUAUAAAAUGUCUUAUUACAGAUUUGGAGAAAUGCAGUUGGAUUUUCGGACUCCCCCAGGAUUUGAUCGAACCCGCAAUGCUGAAAUUGGCAACAAAGACAUUAAGUUUAAACAUUUGGAAGAAGCCUUCACUUCAGAGCACUGGCUUGUUAGAAUAUAUAAAGUGAAAAAGCUAGACAACAGAGAAACACUAGAUCAUAAGCCUAGACUAACCAACAUUUUACCAAAACAGAAGUAUUUGUCAAAAAAGACUGCCAAAAGGAAGCGUGGCUACAUUA